Molecule: messenger RNA, 691 nt
Organism: Oppiella nova
Lineage: Eukaryota; Metazoa; Arthropoda; Arachnida; Sarcoptiformes; Oppiidae
Source: the annotation of a GenBank genome assembly
AACCCGGACGUCAGUCAAGUGCUCGAAGACAAGACCAAACGUAUCGCUCAACUCAAGAGGAGAUUAACUCUCAUUCACUCUAUCGUUCAGAACUGCAACCAAAGGGUCGCCAAACUCUUCACCACUUCGGCAGCCAUUCAGUCGACCAGUCAUUGAGCCACUCAUCGGAUCCCAAGACAUGACAAAACAGCAGAUGAAGAGUCCAAUUGAGGCCAUCGUUGAGUAUAUGAAGACAUUUGUGGAGCAAUUGGUGGCAAAAGAGGACUCUAUUGAUGUCAUAAUCACUGAAUGCUUGCAAUCAAUGGUCGCAUCCGUUGACCACAAGUGCCAUGAAUUGAGUGAUGAGUCGACGGAUGGCAUCAAAAGUGGCGACAAUUUAGGCGUCGAUGACAUCGAUAUGAGUGAAGACUUUUGGGACGAAUUAGACGACGAUUUUGACAUCAAUUUCAGUGAUAAUGACAUGAAAUCGAGUCCUCGAGAGUUGACCACAACUUCAGACGAGAAGCGAUUGGAUUUCAAUCAGAAGUUCUCGUUAUUGUUGUCUGAAUUGAUGGCCAAACCCUCGACAGACACCUCUCGUGUGGACGUCUCAGUGAUGGCCACAAGACUUGUCUCACAAUUGGAUUCAAUUAAUGAUGCCAUUCUUGGACUCAUCCAUCGAUUGAGACAAAUGUCGGAUCCGAUGAAGAAA